AUGAAAAAUCGAUUACGCGAUAUGCUAAUUGGAGAAAGUGCUGGAAGGAAAGAUAUCAUUAAGGACAUAUAUUUUGAUGAUGACGUACCGGUAUUUGUCGCCGCACCAAUGGUACGAUACUCAAAAUUGCCUUUUCGAAUGUUAGUUCGACUUUAUGCAGCGGAUGUUGCGUUUACACCCAUGAUUUAUGCGAAACACUUCAUUGCUUCGGAACAGUGUCGAUCAGCAGAAUUCACUUCUUGUCCAGGUGACAGUCCAACCAUUGUACAGUUUGCAACCAACGAAUCAGUGGAGUUUUCCACAGCAGCUAUGUUUGUAAGCAGAUAUUGUCGGGGUGUUGAUCUGAACUGUGGUUGUCCACAGUUAGAAGUUAUGAAAGAAGGAUAUGGUUCAAGUUUAUUGGCAGAUCCAACUCAAAUUGCUGAUAUCGUUGCUACAACACGUCGGCGAAUUUCAAAACCAGAUUUUACUGUUUCCAUCAAAAUUCGACUAAAAUCGAAUCGCCAGUUAACUUUAGAAACGUGUCGUCAAGCAGAAAGAGCUGGUGUUUCAUUUAUAACAGUGCAUGGACGGACACCUGAACAGCGAUCAGAACCUGCAGACUAUGAUAUGAUCAAAUUGAUCAAAUCAAGCAUAUCUGUUCCUGUAAUUGCUAAUGGAAAUAUUAAAAACUAUGAACAAGCAAUUCAAGUCGCGAAAUAUACGGGAGUUGAUGGUAUCAUGUCAGCAGAUGGUUUAUUAGAAAAUCCAGCUAUGUUUGCGGGUUAUACUUCUACCCCGAAGCAAUGUGUUGCGGAUUGGGUGCGUUUGGCAACGGAACAUGGUUGUACAUUUGAUUUGUUUCAUCGGCAGUUGAUGUUCAUGCUUCGAUCUUCUCUCACCAGUAGGCAAAGGACGAUAUUCAAUGGACUAAGUGAUUCAACAUUAUUUUAUUUACAUUCAUACUUGCUUAUGUAA
Messenger RNA from Acanthocheilonema viteae, 957 nucleotides. NCBI's taxonomy places the organism in Eukaryota, Metazoa, Nematoda, Chromadorea, Rhabditida, Onchocercidae. The record is from the annotation of a GenBank genome assembly.